Molecule: messenger RNA, 5581 nt
Organism: Pseudopipra pipra
Lineage: Eukaryota; Metazoa; Chordata; Aves; Passeriformes; Pipridae
Gene: ACER2
Product: alkaline ceramidase 2
Exons: 7
Coding region: 594-1274 (226 amino acids)
Biological process (GO): sphingosine biosynthetic process; ceramide catabolic process
Cellular component (GO): Golgi membrane
Source: RefSeq, a predicted model, not a curated record
GGGGGGGGCGGCGGGAAGCUGGCACCUGCCCGGGGGGGCAACAUCUGAGGGGGAGACUGCUUCUUCUGAUACUGCUCGUGCAGUGACGAAGUGCUCCUUAAGGACAGCAUGUGGAGCCGCACGGAGGGGCUGGGGGGGUUGGCGCGCCCACCCCGGGGCUAGGGACACCGGCACCGGGAAUAGGAAGCGACAUCCAUACGGGACGCACCGGCUUUCCGGACAAGGCGCGUUUAUUGCGCGACCUGACCAGCGCUGGGAUGGGCUAUCCCGGUCCCCCGCCGAGGCCGCUUGUCCGGCACUUUGUGCGCGCAGGCGCACUGGCGGCCGCUCUUCAUCGCGGGGCUGGAGCUGACUGCUGUGCUGUCUCCAGUUCUGGGCUCCUCGGUACAAGGAACAGAAGGGGCUACUGGCAAGGAUCCGGCAGAGGGCUACAAAGAUGAUCAGGGGUCUGGAGCAUCUCUCUUAUGAGGAGAGACUGCAGAAGCUGAGCCCGUUUUGUUAAGACUAGAGAAGACUGAGAGGGAAUUUCAUCAAUACAUAUAAAUAUCUCAAAAAUAAGCAACAUCUUGUUUUUCAUUCUACCACCCAUAUGUAUGUGCUUGUUCCGUCAAUAUGCAAUCUGCUUCAACAGUGGAAUGUAUUUAAUAUGGACUCUGCUAGUCGUGGUUGGAAUUGGAUCUGUUUAUUUUCAUGCCACACUCAGUUUCCUGGGCCAGAUGCUGGAUGAGCUGGCUAUUCUCUGGGUCCUGAUGUGUGCUUUUGCCAUGUGGUUCCCUAGGAGAUACCUGCCCAGGGUUUUUCGAAAUGACAGGAGCCGUUUUAAAGCUGCUGUGGGUGUCCUGUCUGGAGUUACCACCUGCCUUGCCUUCAUUAAACCUGCCAUCAACAACAUCUUGCUAAUGAGUCUGGGUGUUCCCUGCACAGCUUUGCUUAUUGCUGAGUUGAAGAGGUGUGAAAACCUCCGUGUAUACAAACUGGGUCUCUUUUCAGGUCUUUGGUGGAUGCUAGCACUUUUCUGCUGGAUCAGUGACAAAGCAUUUUGUGAGAUCUGGUCCUCGUUUAAUUUCCCCUAUUUGCAUUGCGUAUGGCACAUUUUGAUCUGCCUUGCGGCAUACCUGGGCUGUGUCUGCUUUGCUUACUUUGAUGCUGCCUCUGAGAUACCUGAACAGGGCCCUAUCAUAAAGUUCUGGCCCAGUGAAAGAUGGGCAUUCAUUGGAGUUCCCUAUGUCACCCUCCUCUGCGCACACAAGAAGUCACCUGUGAAGAUUACAUGAAGUUGACAAUGGAAUUGACAAUUGGGGACAGAUUUUUGAUUUACAUUCAGGCAUAGACAAUAUUUAAAUAAUGAUAAAUGACCAGUGUUGUGUUUUCUCUUCUUGCUAAGAUAGGUAGCACUUCAGAUGUCAUAGGAAGAGGAGGGAAGUGUGUUCUUUCCUCUCUUAAGAGGAGAGAGGAAGCAGGAACGUGGAGGCACUUGAACACUAAAUGUUCACAAAUGGCUUUUCUAGUUCGCUCUGUUUUGCACUGAAUGUUUUUGAUGUAGCAUUUCUCUUGAUAAAAGCUCUUUCCAAAUACCAGCGUCAAGGAAUGAUGUUUCUGCAGUAAGUCACCUGUGGUGCUUGAGUCACUUCUUUUGUAACUGGUGGAUUAAGGCCUUCUUUGUGAAAGAAGCCAGUCCAAGAAGCUUACGUGUCAUCCUGUGUCCUUCAUAGGCUCUGAUUUUGCUGAUAGCCACAAGAGUGUGCUUGAAGCCCUUGCUACUCCCAGCCUGGUGUGGCACACGGGAAGUCUGGCUGAGCAUCACAGUGGAUCACAGGGUACAUGAUUGCUUCCCCAAGUACAACAGGAAAGUAGUGUUUGCAGCUGGGUAACUGUGUAAGUGCAGUUAGGCAGUGUAGAUGCAGAAGUAGCUGACACAAGUCUCUAAAACUAAAUAGGAAUUCAAGGCUCUACUGUAUUUCCACUGACCUGUGAACAUUUAGAUGCUGCAUAUUUCCCUUUUACAGAAAUGCCACAGAAAUCCCUCUACCUCUGUGGACACUUUUGGUCUUGAAUUUGGCACACACACAGAAGUGUAGAUACUAACUUCAGUAAGAUCUUAGGUCAGCAUGGAUUGACAGUGUGAUUAAACUGCAAAAACUUGUAGUUUUGUGCCUGGCUGCACAUGUCAUUUGAGAGGUUGCUUCUCACCAAUGCAUUGCAAAGUGAUGUAAAAAUAGUCCAGUGCUCCACUGAUUAUACUCAGGAAGAAAGUGGAUAACUGCUUAAAAACCAAGCUGAAGACUUAGAUUUCAGUGAGCAGUGAAAUGGGAUAUUCCAUCUCGCAUUCUUAGGAAAGGACAGAUUUUCUGUGUCUUUUCAGCCUGUUUUGUAAAGAUAAGGGAUGUCUAGGUUGAUUUAGUUCUAAGAUUAGUGAGGUUGAAGUUUAGGAAUGACUAUGGUUCUUGUAAGCAAUUUGUGCUUAGGCCUGUUUAGAAAACAAUGUGAAGUGCAGGCAUGUCUUUCAAAUAUUAGCCAUUGUAGCUGCUAAUAGCUGCAGUUUUGGAGAAAAAAGGGUCUACUCACAUUCCAUCAAACUGUAAUAUCAGAACUGUAAGUGGGUUAAGGCUUUAAAUGUACAGUGUUAUUAAUAAGUGUUAUUUUCUUUUUUGUAUUAGACCAGGAAAUACGAUUUCUUCUUUUGCUGACACAUCUAAAGCUGUACUUGUUUUUUAUCAAUGUGAAAAUGUACUCUAUACAGUAUGAUCUUUAUGAAAGUGACUUUUAGCAAUAACUUUGUGGUGAUUUAACUUUCAAAGCAUUUUUAAAAGCUUUUGUACUCAAGUUUAUGCUUAGAAAGCAACAACUAUGUUGUAUGCUGAUUCACUUAAAGCAGAUUGCUAGUGGAAAAUAUGACUGCCUUCUUGAGACCUUCAGAGUGGGUAAGUAGACUACUGUCAGACAACUGCCUGAUCAUAAAAGCAGCAAAAUCUUUCCAGUGGAACAGUGCAUAUUUAUACCACUUGCUAGUAGAUUUGAAACGUCUUUUUUAACACGAAGUGAUACAAUUUUUGUAUGUAACCUGUUUGUAAAAAUUCAUGUUGGAAUGUUUGUUAUUCUUUGAAACACAGCUGCUUUGUCCUUUUCCUUUCUCUCUCCUUGACUAUGAAAUGUUCAGUUUCAAACACUUCUCAGGUAUUAAAAGUUAUAUUAUUAUGCAGAUAGGAUUGCUGGCUGGAACCCAGCUAAGGUUUCUGAUGCCUAAUAUGGCCCUACUUUGAGUAAGAUUUUUUGCUAAAUUAUUAUAUAACAAUAAGUAAGUUAUUUUCAGUAUUGCUUGGGAAUGUAAUAACUGCAGACAUAAUGUACUAUUCAAAAUGACUGGAGCCUUCUUAUGCAAUAUUUUGUUUGAUAGCAACCUCUGACUCAAAGGGCUCUAAUCAGUCUGCUAUUAACUGCUGUUCUGCUCUGCAGAGUCUAACUGCUCACAAAGUAAUUUCAUAAUUUAAAAAAUCUCAGUGCAUUCAGCUAUUGAAGAGGUAAAUGAAUACAGAUACAGGCCAAGAAUCAUCUGUAUUUUUAGUAACUAGCCUUCGUAUUCUUGAUAGGAGAUUCUGUGAACAAAGAUCACUAUGUGUUAUUCAAAGCUUCAUUGUAGAACUAGUUGGCGUAUUCCACUGGAGCAGCAGCUCACCACUUUUAAAUGUAGCUACUGCACUUUACAUUAAAUUAGUAUUAACUUCUGUGUUCUGAAAAUAGCUAAAUUUAUUUCAAAGAGUAAAAAACAUGCAGUUUUUACAUCUUCACAGAUUGCCCCUUCAGGUUAACAUUAGUACCCAAAAAAGUGUGUGUAUGGCAUACAGAGGGGUUUGUGCACUGGCUCAUACAGAUGAAUAUAUAUAUGCUGAAGUAGCUGUAUCAUGUUGCAGCAGUAUAAAGUGAUGUGUAUGCACCUGCACGUUUUAAAGCCUCAGAAUGCUUUCUUCCCCUACCAGCAGGAAGUGAGUUGGUUCAUAGUCUUUAGGUUCAGUUAGAAGUUUAUUUAGUGGGAUGCAGUUGAGCAUAUUGUAGAUACUGGCAUGUGAUAUCCAUCAUUCCUUUAAUGUUAAACUUCGUGUUUUUUAAGACAGGAUGGUUAACUUUCCAUGGUGGCAAACACUUUCCCAAUUCACAGUCAUUAAAAACUCAAUAAAUAGUAUGUAAGGAAUGGUGUUGGGCUGGGUUUUCUUCCUGUCUCUGUUGAAGUCUGUAUGCUAAAUGUUUGUGAUUAGCAUGUAACACUUUGCAGCAUUAAUCUGCAUUUGGAGUAAAUAUUGUUUGCUUUUUCAUACAUGAUGUUUCUGGAGAAAAAAUGCAGCUGCUAGUAUAAUUCUUUGAAAUAUAGUAAGGAUAACUUCUCCCUUACACGGAUAACAGCAGUUCUGACUCAUGGAGGAGGAGGGAGACUGCAUUAGAUAUAAGGCCAUUAAUUAGUGAGAUAGAGAUUACUUUGCUUAGCAAACUGGUUCUUGCAACCGGAACAAAUACUUGGAAAACUGCAAGCCCAUGAAACAACAGGGAUGAGUAGCAAGAAAUGGCUAAAAAUGAAUGGCCUGUUGUCAUACUUUGAGAUUGGCCCCCCUCCGAGAGUCGGGGGCUCAGAGGUGAUUGGGUGCCAGGGCAGUGUUCCCUGGAGAGCCAGUCACCAUUCAUGUUGUUCGCUUCUGCUGAAAAAUCAUAUAAACACAGCACCUGAAGCUGUUGGCACUUUUUCUGUUGGUGUCUGCUGUGUGUAGGUGGACAAGGCCAGGAGGUGGCUGAGCUCCUUCUUCCCCCCCCUCCGUGGGGGGAGGGGAGCCCUGCGGCUCCCCAGCUCUGCCUAGGCCAGAGUUAGAGGCAGCAUUUGGAGUGUGUGCUGUGAAGGAAGAGAUUCACAGCACCUGAGGUAAGAGGGAGGAGGCUAGGCCCUUUCCCCCCCCCCCCGCAGCUGCGGGACGCUUGGGACAGUCUAUAACUGGACCGAGCUGCCUGUGGCCAAGGCUGGGGGGCUUUUACCCCCCCACUGCAUUGAGGCUGGUGUGGGGUGGGUUUUAAGGCUCAGCAUUGGAGCAGAGCCAAAGUGGACGGGCUAAAUAUAGCUCGGAGCCAGGGAAAGGGAUUCCAGGUGCAAUUGGAGACAGACCGAAGAGGGAGGCCUGGAGGAUGUCUCUGCCAUGAUUUAAACGCAGGGCAGCCGAAAACCCAGAGGAGGAAUCAACAUUUCAGGACACGUACAUUGAUAAGCUACACUGCAACAGCCUACAAACCGAGGUAUGAGACUGAAAAAGACAGAUCACACAGCAGACCAGGGAGAAAGGACUCAAAGCUACUUUUUUGGACUUCGUGAGGAGAAAGACUUCAGUAAACAGCUGAAGGUUGGUUAAGGAGUGUUCAGGGGCCCAGAACACUCCCACAAGGGAGAAACUGGUUACUUCCCAGCCUGAAAAGGCUUCUCCUGGACUAAAGUUAAAGGGAGGGGCUUAAAAGGACUGAUAGAAAUGUAAUAUAUGUGUAGUUGCCUUUAGUUUGUAUAGUAUUUAUUUGUGUAAAAUAAAUGUGUAUACUUCCCCCUUCCCCUAUAGAA